AUGCCGCCGCGCCGCCGGAGCAGCUUCUGCUACCGUGGCGUCCGCCUCUGCCCCUCCGGCAUGUAUUACGCGGAGAUCCGCUCCGGCGAUACAUGCCUCGGGCUCGGAAUGUUCGAGACCGCCCGCGCGUACGACGCAGCGGUGUGGCACCUCGGGCGGCCUCUGUCACAUAUGAACUUCUCCUACGUGCGGACGCGUGAGCAGGCGCAUGAUCUCGUGCCUCCCCCACGACUAAUCAGCGACGAGGCUCACCGCCUCCAGCGGAAGUGGGAGCGUCGCCUCCUCAUCGCCGAGGCGGACGAGCACGCCGUGGCGGUGUGGCGCAAGCGCUUCCCACAGGAUGUCACCGCCGAGAACGUGUUCUGGGCGCAGAGGAGGGCGGAGCGAGCCGUGAGUCGGGCGGACAAGUGUGCGAGGAAGGAACUGGCGGAAGCCCAGAUCGAGCUGGGACCUGUGUCAACCUGGGACGAUGAAGAUCCUCGGUGGCUCGACGCACUCACGUCGUCGGACUACACCACCGAGGAGGACGAGGAGUAG
Molecule: messenger RNA, 537 nt
Organism: Aegilops tauschii subsp. strangulata
Lineage: Eukaryota; Viridiplantae; Streptophyta; Magnoliopsida; Poales; Poaceae
Biological process (GO): regulation of DNA-templated transcription
Molecular function (GO): DNA-binding transcription factor activity; DNA binding
Source: RefSeq, a predicted model, not a curated record